This is a messenger RNA of Musca vetustissima, 2961 nucleotides long. Its product is annotated as axotactin-like. The transcript is spliced from 8 exons. Gene Ontology annotation, molecular function: serine-type endopeptidase inhibitor activity. The record is from RefSeq and is a predicted model, not a curated record. The annotation marks the transcript as partial. Lineage: Eukaryota; Metazoa; Arthropoda; Insecta; Diptera; Muscidae.
CAAUAACAACAAUAACGAUAACAUCAAUGGCAAUAUUGGCAAUGUUUUAAAUGUCAACAAUCAAGGGGCCAUUAAUUCCAAUCCGUUGGCCAGUAACAAUGGCCUGGCCAAUACAAAUGUGGCAACGGGUGACAUUAAUAUGACCGGUGGUAAUGGCAAUUUGCCGGUUAUAUUGGUCAAUUCCGGUACCGGGGGUGUUGAUGUCCUAAAUGCUACGGCCAUGGGUGCAGCUGUGGUGGUAAAUGGUGUCGCCGUCCCGGGUGGUAGUAUCGGUAAUAUUGUGGCCAUGCCAAAGGAGAAAAUCUAUGAUAAAUGUACUGGGCCUGCUGAUCCGGGACCAUGUAAGCAGUACACGUUUAAGUGGCGCUACGAAUCAACGACAAAUGAGUGUACCUCAUUCAUAUGGGGUGGCUGCGAAGGGAAUGCUCAGAAUCGUUUUAAUAGCGAAGCGGAAUGUUUAUUUCAUUGUAUUGGUGCACCGCAUACAUUACCACCAUUCCUGCAGACGACAACACGUGAACCCAGUACCACCGAAUCAUCUCUGGUUCCACCCUCCUAUACCGUUUCACCAUCAUAUGGUGACUCAGAAACCAGCCCCAUACCAUUCGAACAACGUGGUCCCGAGUUGACAUUUGCCGAAACGGGUCAGGAGAAAACUUUUGUUUUUGCCGAGAACAACACGUUCAUACAAAUCGAUGGUGAUAUUAUACAAACAUUUCAAUUAAGAUUAUGUCGUGAAAUUUCAUUUCAAUUUCGUACUCGUCUGCCACAUGGCCUUCUGGUCUAUCACAAUGUAAAAAAUCCCGAUCGCAUUAAUUUGAAUCCGUAUGCUUUGUAUGUCAUUGUGGAGAAGGGACAGCUGAAAGUUGUCCAUGUCUUUGGCAAACAUUCGACCAGUGUUACUGUGGGUGAGGGUCUGAAUCGUGACGAGUGGCAUAGUGUUAUGGUACGCAUUGAUGUCCAUGGUGCUAGAUUAAUAGCUCGAGUUGACAAUAAUCAGGAAGAAGUGUAUCUCAAGGGUUUGAAUCAUGAUACCAACUAUGGUGUAUCCACCAAUCUGCCAUCCGUUGUUUUAGUGGGAGGUCUUUCGUCCGAAGAAAAAUUGCACGGUGUUAAAUAUAUCAUCGAAUCAUUUGUCGGCUGUAUACGCAAUGUGACGCUGAGCUCGGGCAAGGCGGCAUCUGAUCUAUUGCCCAUAUCACCAUUGGUGGCCACGAAACAUGAAAACGUCAACGAAGGCUGUCCGGACAAAUGUCAUUCACGUCACAAUUUAUGUUUCGUUGGAUCGCGUUGCAUUAAUCACUACUAUGGCAUAUCGUGUGAUUGUUUUGGUUCACACUACGAGGGCGAGCAUUGUGAUAUUUACACUGCAACAAUAAUAACGUUACGCGGCUCCAGCUAUGUUUCAUAUCGCAUUUACGAUUGGAAGGAUCGCGUUCAUUCGUCAACGACACGUAUCAGCCUCAUGUUUCGCACACAAUUCGAUGAUUCUGCUCUGUUCUAUGCGAGCGGUGAAUCGCUCAAACAUCAGUACAUCGCCGCAUCCAUUAAAAAUCAGUCAAUUUAUGUUGAAAUGGAUUUCGGUGACAUACCCAUGUCCACCGUCCUGACGGAUGAGCUGACACGUAAUAAUUGGCACAAUUUGACCAUUUCGCAUGAACAGCGUACGGUGCGCAUUAUACUCGACCAGCAGAUGAAGAUACUCGAAAUACCAGCUACAGUGAGUGGCAACCUACUCUUCGAUCCGGAAAUUUAUUUUGGCGGCGGACCGGAUUUGCAUAAGAAGAAGGGUCUGGCAUCGCAUAAUAAUUUCGUCGGUUCGUUAAAGAAUGUCUACUACAACGAUGUGUCCAUAUUGUAUGAGCUGCAUCGUGGCAAUCCGAAAGUUCACUAUCAUGGUGUUCUGGAAGCGGAAUUUCAAGAAAACGAUGUGAAUGUCAUACCAAUAACGUAUCCUUUUGCGACGUCACACAUUUGGUGGCCCAUAAAUCAUGCCGAAGAAUUUAAUAUCAAGUUCGAUUUCCGCAGUAGCCGUACAGCGGCUAUACUGGCAUACAGCGAUGUGACAACACAAGACGGAAAUGGUUUCUGGGAGAUUCGUUUGGCAGCCGAUAAACUCUGCUUUGACUUAGUACCCAAUGUCCAGAACAAUGUCACACUGGCCAUUGUGGUCAAGAUAAAUCGGGCCACCUCUUGGCAUUCCGUCGAACUAGACUAUCGAGAUGGCGAAAUUAAAUUUACCGUCGACUAUCACCAUCAGCGCACCGAAAUGUAUGGCCUGACCUUUAACAUCGGUGACAAAUUGAUCAUCGGCAGCAGUUUAAAGUCAGCCGCAUCUGGUCUCGUCGGCUGCAUACGAGACAUCGAGAUUAACGGUCAUCUGAUAGAGCCCCGUCACGUGGUCAAGACGGAACGGGUGGUGGGCGAAGUGGCGCUGGACAAUUGCCAGUACAUUGAUCCGUGUAAACGGCCCAACACUUGUGAGCAUGGCGGCAAGUGUUUCGUCAAGGAUGACCGGGUGACUUGUGACUGCAAACACACCGGCUACAUUGGCAAAAACUGUCAUUUCACCAAAUACCGUAAAACCUGUGAGGAGCUGGCCCUGCUGGGCUAUACCAAAUCGGAUGUCUAUCUAAUUGACAUCGAUGGCAAUGGAGUCUUUCCGCCGGCCCAUGUCAAAUGUGACUUCCAGAGUUUGGAGAAUGCAACGAAAACAAUUGUCGAACACAACUUGCCCAGUCAAGUGGAUGUGCGUUCGUCACGUGAUUCGGACUUUAGCUUCAAUAUACGCUAUCGUGAAUUCUCACCGGAAAUGUUGCAGGAAUUGAUCUCGCAUUCGCUGUACUGUACACAAUAUAUCAAAUAUGAUUGCUAUAAGGCACAGUUGGAAUUGCAUUCGGCAACGUGGUUUACUUCGUCGGCUAAAAAUCAUACUGUGGAUUUUCUGGGCAAUGUUAAGAG